UCCAUAUUGUGGCAUGUUCUUUUUAUGGCUAAAUAGCAUUUCACUCUGUGGAUAGACCUCAUUUUAUUUAUGCACUCAUCAGUUGAUGGGCAUUUGGGUUAGUCCUCUUUUGGAUAUUAUGAAUAAUAGUACUAUUUGAGUAUGAGUUUUUGCGUGAACACAUUUUCAAGUUUCUUGAGAAUCUACCUAGGAGUGGAAUUGCCGGGUCAUGCGGUAACUCUGUGCUUAAGUUUUCCAGGAACUGCGAAACUGUUUCCCAAAGCAGGCUCAACAGUUUUAUCACCUGUUUAUGCCCCUUGCACAGUAGAUUACGACUGUCUUUCCUUGUCGUAAUGUAUAGACAUGUGCAUCACUAGUUUGAGUGAGUAUAUAAUAUUUCCUUGGCCAGGUACCAGAGUGUGCUUAACAAAUUCCCUGUUGAUGGGCAUUUGAUGAUCCUCUGGAAGAGGCUUUAAGUGUCUCCCUUUUGUCCCCAGCAGUUUGUAAAUGGCACUUUACAGAGAACUUUGUAUCCCCUAAUUUGGUGCUUUCACAUGCCUUGCAAGCCGCCCCCCCCCAUAUCUGUCUUGCUACUAAUGGUGAGCUCCUUGAUAAGAUGAACCAUGUCUUGAGUUUACCUGUGUGUCCAUAACACCCAGCCAAGUACCAGGCAUUGUGGUAAAUGUUCAAAGAAUGAAUGAUACAUGGAUGGAUGGGUGGUUAUAGCCAGGGACUGUGGACAGAUGGAUUUUUGCCUUCUGUCUAAAAAUCCCUGAUUUGAGCGGUAGUGAGUUCCCUGACCCUGGAGGUAUGUGACAGGAGGCUGGGCCAGUUGGCAGUAACCAUUGUAAAGCAAGUUUAGGCAUCAGAAAGGAGACUGGAUGGAAUUUAAAAUCGCUUCUAAAGUCGAGAGCCUAGAACUCUAUGAAAUAGAAGCCCAGGGAAGCUAAGAGAUGUGUCCUAAGUUGCCCAGGUGAGCAGUUGUGGGGCUGUGAGUUGCUGUGCAUAUUUCUGAGCCUGUUCUGGGGACCCUGCUCCCCCUUGCCUAAAGGCAUCUGCCUGCUUGUGCCUGGCCUUUGGGAAGCUCCCAGCCCAGGAAGGUUAGAGACCCACAAGGGAGAAACUCUUCUGUAACAAGUUGCUUGGCAAGUUUGUGGCUACCUGAAUCAGAGAGUUCAGUCUGGACUAUUUACAUAAAAGGGCUGAACUCCGGGUGGGUGCGGCUGGGAGGUUCCAAUAAAAGUCCAGGGAGAUAUUUGGUAGUGGAGAGAGCUUCUCUCUUAUCCCUGCUUAGAUCCUUGGCUGGGUGGAGGCAACUCCAGGGCCGGGCUAGGCUCUGGGGCGGGAAGGCGCAUCCUCUCGGCACAGCACCUAGACGCGGACAGCUCACAGAUCCUGGGAGCUGCUGCAGUUCCACGAUGUGGCUCUAUGCUCUGUUCCUGGCAACUCUUGCCACUUCCAAGGCUUGGGCAGGUCACCGUCCUCCGCCGCCUGUGGUGGCCACCGUGCAUGGCAAAGUCCGGGGGAAGCACGUCCACCUGGAAGGAUUCACACGGCCUAUGGCUGUGUUCCUGGGAGUGCCCUUUGCCAAGCCCCCGCUCGGAUCCCUGAGGUUUGCUCCACCGCAGCCUGCAGAGCCGUGGCACUUUGUGAAGAACACCACCUCCUACCCGCCCAUGUGCCUCCAGGACCCAGUGGAAGGGCAGAUGCUCUCCAACCUCCUUACCAACAGAAAGGAGAACAUUACUGUCAAGUUGUCCGAAGACUGUCUUUACCUGAAUAUUUACACUCCUGCUGACUUGAGGAAGAACAGCAGGCUGCCGGUGAUGGUGUGGAACUUCGGAGGUGGUAUGGUGGUGGGCGGGGCCUCAACCUAUGAUGGCCUGGCCCUCUCCGCCCAUGAGAACGUGGUGGUGGUGGCCAUUCAGUACCGUCUGGGCAUCGUGGGGUUCUUCAGCACAGGGGACGAACACAGCCGGGGGAACUGGGGCCACUUGGACCAGGUGGCCGCGCUGCGCUGGGUCCAGGACAACAUCGCCAACUUUGGAGGGAACCCAGGCUCUGUGACCAUCUUUGGAGAGUCAACAGGAGGCGAAAGUGUCUCUGUCCUUGUUUUAUCUCCUCUGGCCAAGAACCUCUUCCACCGGGCCAUUUCUGAGAGUGGUGUGGCCCUCACUGCUACUCUGGUCCAGAGUGGUGACAUGAAGCCCCUGGCAGAGAAAGUUGCUAUCGCUGCUGGGUGUAAAACCAGCAGCUCGGCUGUCAUGGUUCACUGCCUGCGCCAGAAGACAGAGGAGGAGAUCUUGGAGGCCACAAGGAAAAUGAAAUUUCUUCAGAUCGAUUUACAGGGAGACCCCAGGGAGAGCCAUCCAUACCUGCCCACCGUGGUGGAUGGAGUCGUGCUGCCCAAAUCCCCUGAGGAGAUCCUGGCUGAGAAGAGUUUCAAUGCUGUACCCUACAUUGUUGGCAUCAACAAGCGAGAGUUUGGCUGGCUUCUUCCAAUGUUGAUGGGCUAUCCGCUUUCUGAAGACAAGCUAGACCAGAAGACGGCCACGUUUCUCUUGUGGAAGUCCUACCCCCUUACUGGCAUCCCUGAGGAGCUGACUUCAGUAGCUAUCAAGGAAUAUUUAGGAGGAACAGACGACCCUGUCAAAAAGAAAGACCGGUUCCUGGACUUGAUGGCAGAUGUCAUGUUUUGUGUCCCAGCUGUGAUUGUGGCCCGGCAACACAGAGAUUCCGGAGCCCCCACCUACAUGUAUGAGUUUCGGUAUCGUCCAAGCUUCUCAUCAGUCAUGAAACCCAAGACGGUGAGAGGGGACCAUGGGGAUGAGCUCUUCUCUGUCUUCGGAGCCCCAUUUUUACAAGAGGGUGCUUCAGACAAGGAGACCAAACUUAGCAAGAUGGUGAUGAAAUUCUGGGCCAAUUUUGCUCGGAAUGGGAACCCCAAUGGGGAGGGACUGCCCCAUUGGCCAGCGUACACCAAGAAGGAAGGGUACCUGCAGAUUGAUGUCCCCACCCAGGCAGCCCAGAAGCUGAAGGACAAGGAAGUGGAUUUCUGGACCAAGCUCCUGGGCACGAAGGCAGGAGAGAAGGCACCACAGACAGAACACAUGGAGCUCUGAACGGGAGGCCCCGCCAGCCUCCAGAGCCUAGAGGAGGCAAGACAGGGCUAUUCUACAGAAGGUGAUUGUGGGUCAGAGAGAUGUCUCAUUGUGGGCGCUGGAGAAUUUCUGCUGGGGGUCCACACAGGCCAGGGAGGAGCAAUUUUUGCACUUGUGACCUCAAUUGUGGGAAUAAAUGUUUUUUGGAGGCCAAAUCAGUGUUUGUGUCUCUGGCUAGAGAUUCGUGCUUCCUCCUCAGAGAGAGAGGAUGCAGAGGGAGGCACCAGAAGACGGAAGAUGCCCCUGCUGGGGAUGGCUUGGCCUCUAGACAAGCAUCACCCAGCAGGCUGGGCCCUGGGAGGUGCUAAGGGGACGCUGGACACAGCCCAUGUCUCUGAGCCCUCAACAGCUUCCAGUCGUAGGAUUUGGGAUGGCCAGAGUGCAGCAUCCCUGCCUCAAGUUGGAGUCACCUGUGGAGGUGGAGGUGGCACAGACUGAGCAGGCACCUGGAUCAGUAGAGGAGGGGUGCCGUGGGGAUCCUGUGGCAGUGUUGUGUGGCCUUCAUUGACCCCCACACAGGUGUGCAGUACCUUCCUCAGUAUACACAGUGGCCUCCCAGGCCCUCUGUGAGGCUGCCUCUUCCAACAACUGGCCUUAAGCCCUUUGUAUCCUGGGCCACUUCAGACCCAGGCAAUAAUGACCUUUGGGUAAGUCUCAGAAAUGUAAUCAUAAAUCUGUCUCUUUCAUAAUCUCAGGGGUGUGUUUUGGAUUCCUCUGGGCUGUAGAAAGUUCUAAGAGUGUCAGUCCUACCCUGACAGCAAGAAAAAGCUGUAUUACUCUCAUAAUCAUUACUUUUCCCACACAAAAGACCUGAAAUUGCAGGACAAACAAUUACCUGUAAUCUGAGGGAAGACAGACACUUUGGAGGAGAUGUGGGAUGUGAACACUGAUUUCCCUUCCACCUACAGGAUGAAGACAAAUUCACUAUAAUUGGUAGCAUCUCUCAAAAUUUUAAUCAAAUGCUAAAGGUCAUGUGUGACCUAGUAUGAGAGUGUAAAAAUCCCUGGGAAGCAUAGACACGAGGGGGGAGUUUACACCUAUCACAGACUCUUCUCCAUGGACCUGUAUCAGGUGCACAUGAGAAUGACGGGGGGCAGGUUGUUAGACUGGAGAACAAUCUGCCUCCAGGGACACAGGCAUGAGCCCUGCUCAGACCACGCUUCCUGAAGGAACAAAAUCCUUCAACCGUUAGGGGAAGACCAACAAACCUUGUCUCCUUCAAGGCACUGGUGAAGACCUAUUGAGGCUAAAGAAAAGGAAAUAUUUGCCCACCCUUGGAAAAGGGACAGGAAACCAUCCUGGGCCCAGAUCAUUAAUCUUUUACUACCAGGGAGGGGCAAGAUUACUGAGAAAGACUCAUCUCCAAAACUGAAGAACAUAGGGAUUGCCUAAUGUUGAGGCUAGACCAGGACAAGAGAAACCACUCCUGGCUGCCACCAGAGUUAGGAAGAACCCAGAAACAGAAAUCUACUCCAGCACAAAGGAGAAAACAUGGAGAGAGAUCCUCUCUGACAAGGAAGUGAACAGGGCAAGCCAACAGCUGGAGGUGGAAUAAGACAUUAAGACAACCUUUCAUCCAAUGAAGGGCUGAUAACUGGAAUCCAUGAAGAACUCAGGAAAAUCAGCAAGACAGAAUCAACA
This is a messenger RNA of Microcebus murinus (gray mouse lemur), 4781 nucleotides long. The record is from RefSeq and is a predicted model, not a curated record. Lineage: Eukaryota; Metazoa; Chordata; Mammalia; Primates; Cheirogaleidae.